Molecule: messenger RNA, 7565 nt
Organism: Mirounga angustirostris (Northern elephant seal)
Lineage: Eukaryota; Metazoa; Chordata; Mammalia; Carnivora; Phocidae
Gene: TDRD6
Product: tudor domain containing 6
Exons: 3
Coding region: 42-6350 (2102 amino acids)
Source: RefSeq, a predicted model, not a curated record
CCUCACCGCUCGGGGGCCGACGGCCGCGCCGCGCCUCGGAGAUGUGCUCCACGCCCGGGCUGCCCACGCCGGGCGCCUCGCUGGUCCUGCGGGUGUCGUUCGUGGACGUGCACCCUGAGGUGAUCCCCGUGCAGCUCUGGGGGCUGGUGGGCCAGCGGCGGGAGGAGUACGUGCGGCUGAGCCGGGAGAUUCAGGAGGCGGCGGCCACGCGCGGCCCGUGGGCGCUGGGCGGCGCCUCGGCCUCACCGGGCGAGCUGUGCCUGGUGCAGGUGGGGCUCAUGUGGCACCGCUGCCGCGUGGUCAGCCAGCAGGCGCAGGAGAGCCGCGUCUUCCUGCUCGACGAGGGCCGCACCAUCACGGCGGGCGCGGGCUCGUUGGCGCCGGGGCGCAGCGACUUCUUCCACCUGCCGUCCGAGGUGCUGGGCUGCGUGCUGGCCGGCCUAGUGCCGGCGGGCGGCGGCGGCGGAGGUGGGGGCGAGCCCCAGCACUGGCCGUCCAGUGCCGUGGACUUCCUCAGCAGCCUGCAGGGCAAGCAGGUGCACGGGCGGGUGCUGGACGUGCUGCUGCUCCAUCGCCUGGUCCUUCUGGAGGUGCCCGGGCUGUUCCAGCAGAUGCAGGAGCUCGGCCUGGCGCGGCAGGUGCCCGACCGCCUCUUCCGCUCGCUGCUCAAGCGCUACCUAACGGCGGCCACCGUCAGCAUGGGCUCCGGGGCCCCGGGCCUCCCGCGCGUCCCUCCCAAGCAGGAGCAGCCUGGCCUGGAUUACUUCUACCCGCAGCUGCAGCUGGGCGUGACGGAGCCCGUGGUGGUGACCCAGGUGUGCCACCCCCACCGCAUUCACUGCCAGCUCCGGAGCCUCUCGCAGGAGAUCCACCGCCUGUCCGAGAGCAUGGCCCAGAUCUACCGGGGUUUCCCGGGGACGGGGGAUGAGAACUCUACCAGUGCCACCUGGGAGGAGAGGGAGGAGAGCCCAGACAAGCCUGGCUCUCCGUGUGCAUCCUGUGGGUUGGAUGGACAUUGGUACAGAGCGCUCUUGCUUGAGACUUUUCGGCCCCAGCGCUGUGCCCAAGUGCUCCACGUAGACUAUGGAAGGAAGGAGUUAGUGAGUUGUAGCAGCCUCCGCUACUUGCUGCCUGCGUACUUCCGAAUGCCGGUGGUGACCUACCCUUGUGCUUUGUAUGGACUCUGGGACGGUGGCCGAGGCUGGUCUCGGUCACAGGUCGGUGACCUGAAGGCCCUGAUACUGGGCCAGGCCGUGAAUGCAAAGAUUGAAUUUUACUGUUCCUUUGAGCACGUUUAUUAUGUCACCCUGUAUGGAGAAGAUGGGAUCAAUCUGAAUUGUGUCUUCGGAGUCCAGUCCUGUUGCUUGGCGGACCGGUUCCUUCAGAGCCAGGGAGUGGAGGAGGAGGAGGAGGAAGAACAAGAAACAGCUUUUCAGUCUCAGUCUCCUGCUGAAGAAGUGGAUGAAGAGAUUUCACUCCCGGCCUUAAGAUCUAUCAGGUUAAAGAUAAACGCCUUCUAUGAUGCCCAGGUGGAGUUUGUGAAAAAUCCUUCCAAGUUUUGGAUUAGGCUGAGGAAACACAAAGGCACUUUCAGCAAGUUGAUGAGAAGAAUGUGCAGUUUCUAUUCCUCAGCCAGUAAGCUGGAUGGCAUAGUUUUGAAACCCGAACCCGAUGACCUUUGCUGUGUCAAAUGGAAAGAAAACGGCUAUUAUCGGGCUAUGGUCACCAGAUUAGAUGACAAGAGUGUGGAUGUGUUUCUAGUUGACCGUGGCAGUUUGGAAAAUGUGGAUUGGUAUGACGUGAAGAUGUUGCUUCCCCAGUUUAGGCGGCUACCCAUAUUGGCUCUCAGGUGCACACUAGCAGAUAUUUGGCCUUUGGGGAAAAAUUGGAGCCAGGAGGCAGUUUCCUUUUUUAAAAAGACCGUACUCCACAAAGAAUUAGUUAUCCAUGUCCUUGAUAAGCAGGAUAAUCAAUAUGUUAUUGAGAUUCUUGAUGAAUCAAGAACAGGGGAAGAAAACAUUAGUAAGGUAAUUGCUCAAGCUGGGUAUGCCAAGUAUCAGGAAUUUGAAACAAAGGAAAAUAUUCCCGGAAAUGUCCACUCUCCAGGGCAUGUUUCAAGCCAUUUUACUGCUGAGAAUGAUAAAAUAUCUCCUGCCAAAAAGGUAGAAGUAGAACAGAAAGCCAAGAGCGACAAUAAAACUACAUCUGUUUCAGAAAUUUUGGCUGAUACAACAGUCAUUACAGAUAUUCCAACUGGACUAGUUGUGCAGGAAAAAGAGAAAAGAGUAUCUGCUUAUUCUUCUCUUAUACAGAAUUUCUUGGAAAUUAAGCCAGGCUCUUCUUGUAAAGGAGAGCUGAAAGUUGGAAGUACAGUAGAAGUCAAAGUGUCUUAUGUUGAAAACCCUGGCUACUUCUGGUGUCAGCUGACCAGGAACAUUCAAGGAUUUAAAACUUUGAUGUGUAAUAUCCAGGACUACUGCAAGAACACAGCUACUCCUUACCAGGGGACCACCCCCGCUUGUUUGGCAAAACGAACAGUAAAUGGAAAAUGGUCCAGGGCUGUGAUUAGCAGGGCACAAUCUGCAGAGCAUGUCAAAGUAAUGUUCGUAGAUUAUGGAGACAAAGAAAUGGUAUCUGUGAAGAAUAUUUACUCAAUUAGUGAAGAAUUUCUCAAAGUUAAGGCUCAGGCUUUUCGGUGCAGUCUUUAUAAUUUAAUUCAACCAACUGGUCAAAAUCCUUUUGCUUGGGAUGAAAAGGCAAUACAAGCUUUUAGUGAGUUUGUUGACAAUGCAUGGGAAGAGAAUCUCGAAUUAAAAUGCACAAUAUUUGCUUUGGCUUCAGUACAAGAUGAAGAACUGUUUAAUGUUGUGGAUUUGCUCACACCCUUUCAGAGCGCAUGCCAUUUUUUGGUAGAAAAGAGACUCGCAAGACCAGUUAAACUUCAGAAGCCUCUGGAGGCCUCUGUUCAGUUGCAUUCUUUCUACUAUUCGACACACGAUAUGAAAAUUGGAAAUGAAGAAUCCGUGUAUAUAACACAUGUUGAUGACCCUUGGACAUUUUAUUGCCAACUGGGAAGAAAUGCGAGUAUUUUAGAACAGUUGUCCUGUAAUAUUACACAAUUAAGUAAAGUUUUGCUGAACUUAAAAACAUCUCCCUUGAUCCCUGGAACCUUGUGCCUUGCCAAGUAUACUGAUGGAAACUGGUAUAGGGGGAUAAUAAUAGAAAAAGAACCAAAUAAAGUCUUUUUUGUGGAUUUUGGAAACAUUUGUGUGGUAACAAACGAGGAUCUGCUUCCAAUACCUAGUGAUGCAUAUGAUGUCUUACUUUUGCCCAUGCAAGCUGUUAAAUGUUCAUUAUCUGAUAUUCCUGACCAUAUACCAGAAGAAAUUACAACAUGGUUUCAGGAGACUAUUUUAGAUAAGUCGUUGAAGGCUUUGGUUGUAGCAAAAGAUCCAGAUGGAAGACUGAUUAUAGAACUACAUGAUGACAGUAUUCAAAUUAAUGCUAACAUUAAUGAGAAGGUGGGGCUACUCGGCUACAAAGGUGGGACCAAAAAAAAAGAAAGUGAAGCACUCCUUGCUGCAACUGAAACUCUUGAAAUAAAGAAGCAAAAUACGAAGUUGUUGCCUGCAGAGUACAUAAGUAAACCAGUAGAAAACAAAUUACGUAGUAUGGAGAUAUUGGGAACAUCCUACAAAUCUAAGGUCACCUCAGCAUGUAAGGAAACCAAGAUUUUACGAAGUUCAACAAAGACAGACAUAGUCACUCAGUAUCAGGACUCUGUGGGAAAUCAAGGUAAUCAAGUGUGUCCCCUAACACCAGAAAAGAAAGAAGAAAGUUUUGCUGAGCCACCUUUGAAAGCGACAAAACUAGAAGCUACUCCUUCAGAGAGAAACCUAGGAGAUUCAUAUAACAAAGAUUUGCCUUUAAAAUUUUCUGACUUCCCUCAGAAGAUUAUAAUGCCUGGCUUUAAAACAGCUGUGUAUGUUUCUCAUAUAAAUGACCUUUCAGACUUUUAUGUUCAAUUAACAGAAGAUGAAGCUGAAAUCACUCAUCUUUCAGAGAGGUUAAAUGAUGCUAGAACGAGGCCAGAAUAUUAUUCAGGUCCACCUUUGCAGAGAGGAGAUGUAAUAUGUGCCAUUUUUCCGGAAGACAGUUUAUGGUAUCGAGCUGUGGUCAAGGAACAGCAACCCAAUGACCUUCUAUCUGUACAAUUUAUAGAUUAUGGCAAUGUUUCUAUGGUUCAUACUAACAAGGUAGGUAAGCUUGACCUUAUGAAUGCACUGUUACCAGGAUUGUGCAUUCACUGCUCCUUGAGGGGACUUUGGGUCCCUGAGAUUUUAAAAUGUAAGGAAAUGAUGCAUUACUUUUCUCGAAGGACAGAUGAGGUUCAAAUAAGAUGUGAAUUUGUUAAAUUUCAAGGCAGAUGGGAAGUUAUUCUUGUGGAUGAACAUGGGAUCAUAGCAGAAGAUAUGAUUAGCAGAUAUGCUUUCAGUGAAAAAUCUCAAGUAGGACUUUCUAAUCAAAUAAUUGAAAGUGCCUGCUCCAAGUCUGUAAACAAAACUGACAUUGACACUUCACUGUUUCUUAACUGGUAUAAUCCAAAGAUGAAGAUGGUAAGGGCUUAUGCCACUGUGAUAGAUGGACCGGAGUAUUUUUGGUGUCAGUUUGCCGAUACUGAGAAACUUCAGUAUUUAGAAGUAGAAGUACAAACUGCUGGAGAACAGGUAACAGAUAGGCGAAGUUGUGUCCCAUGCCCUCAUAUUGGAGAUCCUUGCAUAGUGAGAUAUAGAGAAGAUGGACAUUAUUAUCGGGCACUUAUCACCAGUAUUUGUGAUGAUUAUCUUGUAUCCGUCAGACUUGUAGACUUUGGAAACAUUGAAGACUGUGUGGACCCCAAAGCUCUCUGGAACAUUCCUUCUGAACUUUUGGUGGUCCCCAUGCAAGCCUUUCCAUGUUGCCUCUCAGGAUUUAAUAUUUCAGAAGGUGUGUGCCCUCAGGAGGGAAAUGACUACUUUUAUGAAAUAGUAACAGAAGAUGUGUUGGAGAUAACAAUAUUAGAAAUCAAAAGGGAUGUUUGUAAUAUCCCUUUAGCAGUUGUUGACUUGAAAAGCAAAGGCGAGAGUAUUAAUGAGAAAAUGAAGAAAUAUUCUAAGAUUGGUAUUAGUAACAGUGAUCUGCCCUAUGAAAAAAAAGGCCCAGAGAUAAAGGGAGCCCUUGGGUCCCUCAGUCCUGAGGUUGGACUUAAGAAACCAAGUAGUAAAGCUGGACAAGAGAAAACACCGUAUGUAGAGCCACAGACAGAUGAGCUCUCCGAAAGAGUUGAAAAAGACUUCAACAUUCUCGAAACCAAGCCAAGUAAAUUCUAUGCCCCUGACACUGAUAACAUUUUUGAAGCUUUCGAAAACCCAUGCAAAGAUAAAAUUGGCCCCGAGGUCCUGGAAGGUGAUAUAGAGUGCCAUUUGGUUGACAAGGCCAAGUUUGAUGACCAAUACCUCAUGACAGGAUUCAACGCGUUACUACCGCAGGCGAGCGAAACAAAGGAGAUACUAGAACUGAACUCCCUCGAGGUGCCCCUUUCCCCUGAUGAUGAAUCCAAAGAGUUCCUGGAACUGGAGUCCACUGAGUUACAGCAUUCCCUCGUCGGGGACGAAGAGAAGGAAGAGCUAGGCCUGGGGCCUCCCAUCGCGCCGCCGCCCCAGGGCUGUGACCCAGAAGGCACCCUGCAGCCAUUUACGGUGCGGCUUCCCCUCAGCUGUGACGUGGAGAAGCAGCUGGAACUCGCAUUACCCACAGCCCAGCUGUGUCUGGAUGACAGAAUAAACCCUGUGUUGCUCAGAGCUGAUCAGAAGGCCCAAGGACCCACGUGUACGGAAGACACAAGAGAGUCAAGUUGUGUGGAAUGUUUCGAGGACCAGUGCUGGUCACCACUGCACCUACACGGGAAGAAUCGUGAUCCCAACAUGCAGACUGAAACGAAUAUAUAUAAAGAAGAAUUUAUAGAGUAUAACAACAGAGAUGCCAUUUCAUCAUUGACUUUGUUCUCUGAAGAAGAAUCCAGAGCCGGAAGGAAGCACCAUGAUAAUGCUUUACAAGAUCAUGUCUCAGCUCAACCAGAGAAAACCUACACUCUGAAAGGAUUUACUGUUGGAUCCAAAUGUGUUGUGUGGUCAAAUCUAAGAAACACAUGGUCUAAAUGUGAGAUUCUGGAAAUCGCUGAAGAAGGCACAAGGGUUUUGAACCUUUCAAAUGGUAUGGAGGAGAUAGUGAACCCUGAGAACGUUUGGAAUGGCAUACCCAAAUUGGAUAAGAGUCCAUUUGAGGUAUGGAAUUAUAUAAACACUAAUUAACGAGAGCAUUGUCUUUCAUUUUGAAAGAUGACUUAAGCUAUUUCCAAAGCCCUUGUGUUGGGAAUGAUGGAGAAAAAAAAAAUACUAAUACUGGGAUAACAACAAUGAAAAACAGCAGUAACAAAAUCAGUGAUUCUGGAUUUUAUGCCAGGUAUCCCUUUGGGCAAACCAGUUAUUAAUGUUUUACUCUUUGAUUUUUUGGAGGGAUUUUAAACAUGAAAAUUGUUUGAUGUCUGAGACCUUUAUAAAAUAUGUUUGAUGUAGAAAAUCUGGAAAAAUGGCAGAGUUAAAAAGGAAAAAGUAUCUGUCACCUGUAAUACAUCUAUCCAAGACAAAGAGAUUGAUCAGUUUUGUUUUCUUUCAUAAUUUUUUUUCUGUUUAUAUGGAAUGUAAGUAUAUCAUCUGCAUAUUUUGAGCAUAAUUUAUUUCAUUCUGCGUAGUUUUAUAUGCUAUGUUCUUCAUUUAAAAUUAUAUGGUGGGAAAUUCCUAUGCCAUUAUAAUCUCUGGGCAUUUGAGUUUAUUCUGUUUGGAGUUUGUUGAACUUCUUGCUUUAAAAUCUGUGUCAGAUAGUUCUAGUACCUGGUCAUCUCAGGGCUUGCCAUUUAAUGAUUGCCUUGAAAAAUGAUUAACUUUUCCUGAUUCUUUGUAUGUUGAAUAAUUUUGGAUUAUGUCCUGAAUGUCUUGAAUAUUGUGUUGUAAAACUUUGGAUCCUGUUAAAAUCUUCUAGAAAAUAUUGAAAUUUUUGUUUUAGCAGGUGAUCAACUGUUAGGUUCAUACCACAAGUUCUGUCUCUCCUGAGUUUGUUGGUUCCAGUGUCAGUUUACUUUUUUUUUUUUUUUACCUUUUUUUAAAAAAGAUUUUUUUUAUUCAUUUGUCAGAGAGAGAGAGAGAGCACAAGCAGGGGGAGAAGCAGGCAGAGGGAGAAGCAGACUCUCUGCUGAGCAGGGAGCCCAAUGUGGGACUCCAUCCCAGGACCCUGGGAUCAUGACCUGAGCUGAAGGCAGACGUUUAACUGACUGAGCCACCCAGGCGCCCCCCUUUCCAGAAUUUUUAAUUGUAAUCAGUGUGAGAGAGAGGCCGUAGUUGGCUCAUUCUGCCUUGGCUGCAACCAGAAGGCCAUAGUUGCAUAAUAUUAGAUGACAUGAAUGGUUAGUCACUUGUUAAACCAUUUCUCCCAGUGGUGCACAUUGAGGUCAUUUAAAAUGUUCCACUAUA